Molecule: messenger RNA, 2299 nt
Organism: Closterium sp. NIES-67
Lineage: Eukaryota; Viridiplantae; Streptophyta; Zygnematophyceae; Desmidiales; Closteriaceae
Source: the annotation of a GenBank genome assembly
UGCGUCACCGCUAUGACCAUGUUGGUCUGCUCAAGCACCUACAUACCACCGAUGCCCUUUUUUCAUUCGGUUCUAGUAAACAGACCGCCGACGUCACCAAUACUCCCGCUUGCGUGACGUUCACGUAGGUACUCAUAGUCGACGGAAAGUAGGUAAGCAUUUCAUAGGCUUGGCAUCACUCCGAAGCGUUAGGUGCAUCACUUAGAAGCGUAUGUGUAUCACUACGUGUGUCGUUCCCUCUUCCAGCUUGUCUGCCGUGACCUUGAUAAUGCGGCACUGAUCGCGCACUAGCUUCCUCGCAUAUCCCUCCCCUAGGCUUUUCAAACGACGGCAUAAUAAUAAUGACUGGUAUAUUAUUUUCCCCGCCAAAGGCGGCACCGGCGACGAUGUCAACUCCUUGCUGUCCCACCACCCCGGCCACUAGCGGCGGAUUAAUCACGAACCGCUACCGCCGCAUCCGUCUCAUCGGCCGCGGCUCGCAGGGGAACGUGUGGGAGUGCGAAGACGUAAUUACCUCCCUCCGAGUCGCGUGCAAGAGCUUUCCCCACGCGGGCGAGUCUGCUUUCGACGCGCGCCUCGGCAUCUGCGCCGAGCUUUGCGGUCUAAAGAUGGUGUCAGGUCAUCCUAACAUAGUACGGCUCGUCGAGUUCGCGGUAGAUUCCUCCGAGGUUCACAUAAUUAUGGAGCUCGCGCCGGGCGGAGAUGAUCUACUCUCGGAGGUCAUGCGACGCGGUCCGCUCGCCGAACCGCUCGCCGCUAACGUUUUCCGUCAACUGGCGUCGGCCGUCGCGUUCUGCCACGCGUGCGGCGUGAUGCAUCGAGACGUGAAGCCGGAUAACGUGCUGCUCGUGCGAGUCAACGGCUAUUCUCUGCACCAGCGCCCGCCGCCCGGGCCGCCGCCGCUAACGCUUCCGUCGCGUGACAGCGGCAACCUCCGCAACGCGCUCCUGGCGCAAGCCGCAGUACAGCGUCCGCCGUCCCCGCCAUCCCCGCCGCCGCCACUGACGCUUCCAUCAGCGCCUUACCCUGCCAGUAUCGCUUCUAGCAGCUGCUUCGAUAAGAGCACAGUAGUAUCAACAGGGGUAGGCAGGACUGGAAUAGAUACAGCGGUUUGUUGUAGUCAAGAAAGUUCUAACGGGGGCGACCGUGUAGUGAAUCACGAACCGCUUAGUAAGAGAGACGAAUGUGGCAACAGCACCAUCACCAGCAACAGCACCGACAGCGGCAAUGGCAGCAACAGCAGCAGCAGCAGCAGCGAUAUUCAGACGCCUGCUAGGCGAAACAUCAAAAGCAUUUUCUCCAGGAGCUUCCCUGCUUCCCCCGACGCACGCACGUCGCUCACGCUCCUUCCCGCCAACCUCUCCGAUCCCCCCCGUAACCCAGCCUCCUCCUCCCCGAUGAACUUUCCCUCCUACUCCGCCUCUGCUUCCGCUCCCCAUUCCGCCCCGCUAACCCCCGCUUCUCCGGUUUCCCCGGUUUCCCCCGACCGCGGAAUCGUUGGGGUGAAACUAGCCGAUUUCGGCGCGUCGAUUGUAGUUAAAGGUGGGUUAUCGGGACGGUUGAAGGACCGUGGCGCUGGUACGAGGGGAUAUAAGGCGCCGGAAAUGGGCGGGAAACGGGGGUACGAUAUGAAGGCUGACGUGUACAGCAUGGGGGUCACGCUAUGUGCGAUGCUGACGGGGCACAUUCCUGACACGCCAUUGGUCGACUUCUGCUCGCCCAUCUGGAAGGGCGUCUCCGCCGAUGCGAGGGAUCUCGUCCGUCGGAUGCUGGAGGACGACCCGGAUCUACGGCUGAGCUCGUUCGAGGUGCUUGAGCACCGGUGGCUGAAUAGAAGCGAGGUCAGGAACCUGGACAUGGCGACGCGGUGCCCCUCGCUAUUAGCAUCGCUGUUACCAUCACCUUCGCCGUUAUCCUCCCCCUUCCCUGGGGCAGUGGCAGUAGCAACAGCCGCCGCAACAGCAGCAGCAGAAGAAGCAGCGUCCUCUAGAUGGGUGCCACGUGGCAGCUCGUCGUUUUCAUCUAUUUCUGCUGGCACAGUUGGUCUGUCAGCGCGUCACAGGGGCAUCUCUGUAACCGCAAGCUGCGCUUCAAUAAGCUGCGCCUGAACUCUACCGUACUUGAGAGAUAAUCAUAUAUUUGCUGGAUGGGAUUAGCUCCAAGUUUGAAUCUGCCUCUAUCGGAUCAGAUGCCCCCUUUGUCAAACAUAUCUAAGUAUGUUAGUAUAGACAAUAUGGGUUUGUGUUGUAGAGGGUACAACACUCUAGGAUAUAUAUCCAUGUACUCUCUCUUUCUAGUC